AUGGCGAAGAAGAAAUGGAAGGCAAUCAUGGAAGAGACUCAACCUAGUCAAAUUUCUCCUUUUAUUUUGCUUGCCGCCAAAGUUAGAUUUAAAAGCCACAUUGUCAAAAAGACAAUUGUGAGUGAGGAAAAUGUUAGGUUAGAUGAUUUUGAUGAGUUUCAUGCCAUGAUGAAGAAACAAAAAUGGAUAAACAUUGUCUCGGGUCUGACUGCACCCAUUCAAACUCUUGUUCAAGAGUUUUACACCAAUUUUGGCCUUGAUGAUGUUGAACCGAACUCUGAUGUGCACAAUGAUAGAGUUUAUGUUAGAGGUCAUUGGGCUCUUUUCAAUGAAGAGGUAGUUAGGGAUGCGUUAGGUCUCAAAAAGGUUAAGAAAAAUUUUGAUUUGACUAGUUUGAAGCUAGACCAAAUUGUUAAGGUUAUAAUUGGUGGUUCAAUAGCUAUAUGGCCAAAAAGUGGAGUUCUUCAACCUAGUGCACUCACACCCUUUUACCGCCUAUUGUUUGAAAUUUCUCUUACAAAUUGGUCUCCCUCAAUGCACAAUUCCACUGUUAGACCAGAAAGAGCACAACUACUUUAUGGGAUUGCACAAGGGAAGAAGAUAAACUUAGCCACACUAAUUUUCACAAGUGUUAAGGUGGAUGCACAAUCCACAUAUGCUCUCCAGAUUUUGCCCUUUCAUUCCUUCAUUUAUGAAAUUAUCUCCACUUGCAAACCCAAAUUCUAUGAAGUGGAGCCUGUGUUGAAGAUAAAGAUUGUCACCAAGAAGUCUUUUCGACAACCAUUAGGUAACAUUCCUUCCACCUCCUCGGGUGAACACAUUAGGACUAACACUUGGCAGUCCAAGCUUUUUGUUGCUAUGCAAGACCUAGAGAAUGUUCUCCAACAUGUGAAGGAGAUUCAUCUUUCCUUCAUUUCUACUGAAGAUCCUGCUGCUGUCAUUCAAGAAGAAGAAGCUGCUCAUGAAGAUGAAGAUCAACUUGAAGAUGCACUUGAUCAAGAAAAGGUUUGA
Messenger RNA from Pistacia vera, 1011 nucleotides. RefSeq lists its product as uncharacterized. The coding region runs from base 1 to 1011 and encodes 336 amino acids. The record is from RefSeq and is a predicted model, not a curated record. Lineage: Eukaryota; Viridiplantae; Streptophyta; Magnoliopsida; Sapindales; Anacardiaceae. The transcript is spliced from 3 exons.